Messenger RNA from Diabrotica balteata, 2601 nucleotides. The record is from the annotation of a GenBank genome assembly. NCBI's taxonomy places the organism in Eukaryota, Metazoa, Arthropoda, Insecta, Coleoptera, Chrysomelidae.
GAAAUUGUCAGUGCUAUGACCCGUGGGGUAUCUAAUUUUCAAAUAAACAAUUUGUUUAGACGCUUGUCGAAAACCAAUGGAGAUCUUCGUCUGUCAAACAGUAUUGUAGCUCCUGCUGUUGUUAAUAAUUCCGUUUGGAGCGCCAAUUUCAAGUUAACCCCAAAUAUUGUAUCAGUAACAAGUAGCUAUUGUCAUUUGCACCAAUUUAGAGAGAUGGCAACUCAAGCAGAAGCGAAGAAAACGAAUAGACUAGUAUUAGAAAAAUCUCCUUAUUUGCUUCAACACUCCACAAAUCCAGUGGAUUGGUAUCCUUGGGGACAGGAAGCUUUCGACAAAGCAAAGGCAGAAAACAAGUUAAUUUUUUUGUCGGUGGGCUAUUCUACAUGUCAUUGGUGCCAUGUGAUGGAAAAGGAGUCGUUUGAGAAUGAAUCUGUAGCCGAAAUAAUGAACAAACACUUUGUUAACAUCAAGGUCGAUAGAGAAGAGCGACCUGAUGUAGAUAGAUUAUAUAUGUCUUUUGUACAAGCUACUGCAGGUAGUGGUGGUUGGCCUAUGUCUGUGUUCCUCUCUCCAGAUUUAGAACCUGUAGCAGGAGGCACUUAUUUCCCACCUGAAGAUAUGUAUGGAAGACCAGGCUUCAAGAGCGUCUUAAAGGAUCUUGCCAAACAGUGGAAUACCAAUAGAUCCAAGAUGGAAGCUGCUGCAAAGAAAAUAAUCGGUAUUUUAAGGAAAAUGGAGGUGAAAGAAACAACGGAUGGUCAAAGCAUACCUGGAGAAGAUGCUUGGAAGACUUGUGUUUUGCAAUUAACCAGAAAUUACGAAUCAGAUUAUGGUGGAUUUAGUACAGCUCCCAAAUUUCCACAACCAACCAACUUUAACUUCCUGUUUCACAUGUAUUCUAGAAACAAACACAGUGAACAAGGCUAUGCCUGCUUAGAGAUGUGCCUACACACACUAAAAAAGAUGGCCUAUGGUGGGAUUCAUGAUCAUGUUAACAAAGGUUUUGCAAGGUACUCAGUUGAUGCUAAAUGGCAUGUGCCACACUUUGAGAAAAUGCUUUAUGAUCAAGCCCAGUUAGUUGUUUCUUACUGUGAUGCCUAUCUUCUUACAAAAGAAGAAUUUUAUGCUGAUGUUGUUAGAGAUAUCCUCACCUAUGUCUCUAGAGACUUGAGCCAUCCACUUGGGGGUUUCUAUGGAGCUGAAGAUGCAGAUUCUUAUCCAUACGAAGGUGCUGCACAUAAGCAAGAAGGUGCCUUUUGUGUUUGGGAAUAUGAUGAGAUAUUUAACCUAUUAAAUGAAAAAACUGACAAUAUAUCCCAUGCUGAACUAAUAGAAUACCAUUACAAUGUUAAAAAAGAAGGAAAUGUUAGGCCUUCACAAGAUCCUCAUGGAGAAUUAACAAAAAAGAAUGUAUUAGCUUGUUUUGGAUCAUAUGAGAGCACAGCUAACAAGUUUGGAACAACUGUGGAAAAAGUUAAGCAAAUCUUAGAAAAAUGUCAUGAAAUUUUGUAUUUGGAAAGACAAAAAAGACCUAAACCACAUGUAGAUACGAAAAUCUUGACAUCUUGGAAUGGGUUGAUGAUUUCUGGAUAUGCUAGAGCUGGUUUUGCUUUAAAAGACCAGGCAUAUAUAGAUCGGGCAAUAAAAGCGACCAGUUUCAUCAAAAAAUAUCUCUAUGAUGAAAAAGAAAAGAAUCUUAUAAGGUGUUGCUAUAAAGAUGAGUCUGGUGGUAUUACUUUGGGCAACAUGCCUAUAUCUGGCUUUAUAGAUGACUAUGCCUUUCUCAUUAGAGGUUUAUUAGAUUUAUAUGAAGCAUCUUUGGACGCAGAAUGGCUACAAUGGGCAGAGACUUUACAGGAAACUCAGGACAACAAAUUCUGGGACAGCAAAAACAGUGGCUACUUUACCAGUGCAGAUGACGAUACAAGCAUCUUAGUACGUGGUAAAGAAGUGCAGGAUGGAGCUGAACCUUCAGGAAACUCAGUUUCCGUACACAACCUUCUUAGAUUGUCUGUAUAUUUACAUAGACAAGACUUACAUCAAAAAGCAGAGAAGAUACUGAAGGGAUUCAGUGAUAUGUUGGAGAGAGUUCCUAUAGCAUUACCAGAAAUGACUUCCGCUUUGUUGUUUUACCACAAUUCCCCCACUCAGGUCUUCAUUGCUGGUGCCAAAGAAGACACAAACACCCAAGCUCUACUAGAUGUCCUCCGUUCGCGCUUCAUCCCCGGCAGAAUUCUAGCCGUAGCCGACGGUCCCACAGGUGCAGCCGGUCUCCUAUACCGCCGGCACGAGCACCUUUCACACAUGCGCCCUGUCGGCGGAAAACCGGCAGCGUACGUGUGUAGGAAUUUCGCGUGCGCUUUACCGCUUACGGAACCGGCAGAGCUGGCAACGUCGCUGGACAGCGGAAACGGCAACAGCCACAAAAAGUGUGAUGGAGAGAAGGAAUCUCAAGGAAACAGGUCUAGUGAUGGUACCAAGUAAAAAUAUUUAUUCUUUUAUUAUAUUAUGCUCUUGAAAUUAUGUUUUAUAUGUAUAUAUAAGGGAUUGUAUAUAUUUAUUGAACAGGUUGUUACAAUAUUAAAUAUACUGGUAUAAAUU